CAGAAUCCUCUAUUUCCAUCUUAGCUUCGCUUUCUUUCUACAUUUCUUUUCUUCUUCAAGAAAAAACUUUUUCUACGCGUGCUUUUUAAAAUAUGGAGCAGAGUCCUGCGUCGUCGACGUUUACUUGAAACCAUACACAGUAAAGUCAAAGAGGGCAAGAGUCGACGGCGAUCAAAGGAGAAGCAACAGCAUACUAAUUUAUUUUCUACUCCGUAUUGUACAAUUUCUACUCUAAUAAUCCAUUCAUCUAACGGGUCUGAAAUUAGGGUUGACAUUCCCGAGGUUUCGCCUUGUCUUCAAUGAAACAUGGUUUGUGACACUCGGUCAAGGAGCAAAAUGGGGAGUGACGAUGACAAUGAUACUUCAAAGAUUAGAGUGGCUGAUGGAGAAGGAACACCCCCAGGCACUAAAAAGACAGAUUGUUCAGGUUUAAGGAGGGUAGCUCAGGUAACCCGAUCAAAAGAUACAAGCACAAGCCCAUCACCUACCAGGAAGUCUGAGCGGAUUCAGAAGAAGACUUCACCCACAACUCCUGCCAAAUCUGGCAAAGUUGAUAAAUUGGACACUCCUAGUCCUUUGAGGAGGUCUGAUAGAGGGAAAGGCAAUGUUUCUUCGUUGUCAAAGAUCCCAGAGAAUGAAUCUAAUCCAUCUCACGUAAAGAUACAUGACCACAAAGAGGAGACGAUGGAACAACUGAUGAUGGAAUCUGAAGAUGCUAGCACUAGCAGUAAGGUCCAUUACAAGAGCUUGUCCUCUAUUGGAAAGAAAAGGAAGAGAGUAAAUAGCCAAAGAUAUAAGUUUUUUCUCAAGAGGCGACGUAGAAAGAGUACACCAUCAGGAAUUAUUACCAAAUCAAAAAGACCCCUUAAGUUUCCUGUAGCUGAUAGCAGUGACUUCAGAAACGAGGAGUCCAAGCUUGUUGAGGAUAAAGAAAAUGAGGAAGUUGAGUGUCAUAUAAAGGUUGGAGAAAAAUUGACGGAUCACCUUGCUGCACGUGUUGUUGAAGGAAACUCCAAAGAUGUGCUUGAGAUUUUCCCUGUUAUGGAAACUUCAAAGAUCCCAAAUUUAGUAUAUUCUGUUUCUGCAAAUAGUGAAAUUAAUUCAGAAAGUGUUGAUCAUGGAAUAAUAAGAACAUCAAAGACACAUUUUAACACAGAGUCUGAAGUCGAAAUGGCAGAUACAAACAUGAUCUUUGCUGGGUCUUGUGUUUCAUGUUCGAAAAAGCUAUGGGUGGCUCAUGAUUCACCAAAAGUAGAACUCUGCUCAUGUGCUGCAAUGUCCAAUAACGAUGCCUCUAACUUAGCCAGUCCUGAGGAUGGACUUGGUGCUAAAGCUAUUCGUAUUUCUGGAUCUGCUGAGAUAGACCACAUCAGAAUUUCUGGACGGGCUUUUUCAGACUCUCAUGUGGAUAUGGAUGAAAAUGUGUGCCCUGCAUGCCUACAAGAUGGAAAGAGCCUUCUUUGCAAUGGAAAUGGUUGCAAGGGAUGCUACCAUCUUCCUUAUUCAGGUCCUCCUAUAAAUGAUAUUCCAUCUGGAGUCUGGUUUUGCCCCUGCUGUCUGAAGAAAAUGAUUGAAUUUGGUGUCCACUCAGUGACAAAAGGAGUGGAUUCAAUCUGUGAUGUUAGAGAAGUGGAUGCAUCAGGAACACAUAGGCAGAAGCAGUAUCUCGUGAAGUACAUUGGUCUUGCUCAUGUUCACAACAAUUGGGUAUCAGAAGCACGGUUGCUAUUUGAAGCACCAUUACUUGUUGCAAACUUUAGUGAUAAUAAUCAGGUUAUUAGAUGGAACUCUGAGUGGACAGUGCCACACCGUUUGCUGAAGAAAAGGUUAUUAUCUUUCUCUGAGCUGCAAGGUGAUUAUCAAAAUCUUGAUACUAGGGGUCAUUCAGAAUGCCAAUAUGAAUGGCUCAUAAAGUGGCGAGGUCUUGAUUAUGAGAAUGCGACAUGGGAGUUGGAGAAUGCUGAUUGUCUGUGCUCACCUUAUGGGAAAAGACUCAUUAGGGAGUACGAGAUGCGCCAGGAAAAAGCAAAACAAGUCACCGGAAAGAAUUGUAAGCAGUCUCUCAUGAAGUUUACAGAGAUUUCGGAUGGAAAUUCACUUAUAAGUGAUAUGAAUAUACUAAAUUCUGUGAACAAACUUCAUGAUCAUUGGUGUAAAUCACAGAAUGUUGCUUUUUAUGAUGAUGAGGAACAAAUAAUGAAGAUCGUUUUGUUUAUUUUAUCUAUGUCUACAGUCUGCUGCUUCCCUGUCCUUAUUAUCACAGCUUCCCAUGCUAUUUCUCAGUGGGAAACUGAACUUAAGAAGUGGGCCCCAUCUGUAGAUUGUGUAGUCUACCAAGGUAACCGAGACACCAGAAGGAUUAUUGAGGCGUUGGAGUUUUAUAGCCAAGGGGGAAGCAUGAUGCUUCAAGUUCUUUUGACCUCGCUUGAAAUUGCUGUCGAGGAUAUACAAACAAUAAACAGAUUGAGUUGGGAGGUGGUUGUAAUUGAUCAGUGCCAACAGUCAAAUGUAUUUGCCCAUGUAGAGAAAAUUGAGACACUUGGUGGGCUAAAGGUGCUUCUCUUCAAUGGUCCAAUAAAGCAUACUGCAUCAGAGUACUUGAACAUACUGUCACUUGUUGAUUCUGAUGGUGAUCUGGAUAAAGUUGAUCUCUGGAAAACCUGCUCAAAUGAUGCUCUUGAGGAAUUGAACGAUAAGGUGGUGUCUUCCGAGUUUGUUGAGUACUGGCUUCCUGUUCAAAUUUCUGAAUUACAGCUUGAACUUUACUGUGAGACAUUACUCUCGAACAUCGAUGCUCUAUGUUCUUACCCAAAAAGUGAUCCAGUGGGAGCUCUUAACGAUAUGCUUCUUAAUGUUCGAAAGUGUUGUGAUCAUCCUUAUAUCAUUUUCGACCCAUCCACGAGCCCCUUCAACAAGGAGCUUUCUCAGACUGAGAUCUUGAAUAUUGGAAUACAAGCAAGUGGGAAACUGCGACUUCUUGACAAGAUGCUAUAUGAGAUGAAAUGCCGGCAACUAAGAACCAUUGUCCUUUUUCAGUCUUAUGUUGGCACCACUCCAUCAAUUGGUAACAUAUUGGAGGAUUUUUUGCGUCAAAGGUUUGGAGAAAAUUCCUAUGAACUUGUCGAUGCAUAUCUCACGCGGUCCAAGAAGGAUUCUGCUCUUAAUAGGUUCAAUUCAGCGGAAAAUGGGCGAUUCGUUCUACUAUUAGAAAACCGUGCUUGUAAACCAAGCUUUAAACCAUCUUCUGUGGAUAACAUCAUCAUAUAUGGUAGUGAUACUAAUCCUUUGAAUGACAUGAGGCUUCUGGAAAGAAUAUUGCUUUAUUCCAAAGCAAAACAAAUCAAGGUUUUUCGGUUAUAUUCGUGUUUUACUGUGGAGGAGCAAGCACUUUCCAUUACAAAGAAAGAACCGGAUCCCUUCUCGCAUAGUUUGAACCGGAAUGUGAAUGACACCCUCAGGUGGGGCGCAUCAGAUUUGUUCUGUAGAUUGGAUGAGAAUUAUGCUAAUGAGAGCGAUUUAUCAUCUGGGCAGUUGCUUCUUAGUGGUGUCGUAGAAGAAUUCUGUACUAUCAUUUCUGAAAGUUCUGAAAUAGUUGGCAUACACGAUUCUCUCAUUUCAAAAGUUUUACAUAGUUCUUCACACUUCAUUACUAAUUUUCCGCUAUUUGGGGAGCAGAGAGUUCAGUGCACAGAUGAAGAACCUUGUGUUUUCUGGAAGAGUCUGUUGGGGGUAAGAAAUCCCCAGUGGAAACAUCUAAGAUGGCGAGGUCCAAGGAGUAGAAAGAGAGUCCAAUUUUUUGGCGCAUCAACACAAACACUGCAAAUGUCACAUAAUGAAGUAGUAAAAAAGUGUAGGAAAACAAACAGUGAAGGAAGUCAAGUUUCUACUUCAGAAGAAGGUCCUUCUACAGUUAGUCCUUCUAACGAGUCAUCACCAGCAUCUACUAAUGAAAACAGUCCACUUACUCCAAAGCAUUUUUCUAGUUCUUUAUGUGACCUGUCGCGCGACGAUCCUGCAGAAGUAAUAAUACUAUCUGAUACACAGAGCAGUCUUCAUAUCCUUCUAAAGGAAGAGAUGUCAAAAGUUUUUGAAGUGCUAAAACUUCCGGAGGAUGUCGAAAGAAUGGCUGCACAGUUUCUAGAAUAUGUAAUGGAAAAUCACCGCAUUAGUCGGGAACGAGUGAUGGCAGUGAAAAUAUUCCAGGCUUUCCAAAUAUCUAUGUGCUGGAUGGCAGCUUCUUUGUUGAAGCAAAAGGUGGACAAGGAUGAGAUGCUUGCGCUAACCAAAGAACGUCUGAAUUUUAAAUGUACUAAAGAUGAAGCACUUGCUGUUUAUCUGAAGUUUCGUGCACUAAAGAAAUUAUUUUUGCAUAGCAUGAAGAGAAAUGAGCAGACUUGGAUUUUAUUUAAGCAUUAUGAAACAGAUAAGAAAGGUGAAACUUGCAGAGCUCUGGCUCAACCACUUUCAGAAGAACAUAUCACUGAUGAGGUCUUGUUAGCUGAACGUGAGAAGGACAAGGACUUCUUGGUAAGCUCUGAUAAUCCAACAGAAGUAUCUGAAGAUGCCAUUGAUGUAGAUGUGGUACUUGAACAUGAUGCAGAAGCAAAUACUACAAAUGUACACGGUGUGGGGAAUAUUGAAGGUUGCCCGGAAGAUGAUGCUAGUAACUAUGCUGAUGUAAAUCAUGCGUCAGACAAAGUUAAUCCUUCAAAUAAUGGUGGUUUCAUACCUCAAAAUCAAUCUGAUAGGGCACUUCUAUCAGAGAACCAGAGUACAUUAGAUAGUGAAGCUGGAAUUACAGGGCCUAUUAGUUCUACUCAACACGGAAUGCCUUUCUCUGAAGCCAUAUUGGCUAAAAAUUGUGAACGUCCAUCAGCUCCUAAUGCUAGUGGUCUCCCUUCACACGAUGAAGCUGCAUAUUUGGCUUGUGAUCAAGAGGAUAAUGCUUUACAUCCCUCUAGGCAACCUUCUCCACUGUCGGUUGAGACUGGGACAGGAACACAACCUUCUAUUGAUUCUGAUUCUCGAGAUCCUCUUCAUUAUGAAUUUGAUAGGAUACGCCGAGAAAUGGAGAAUGCUGCCAAGAGUCAAGAAGAUUUGAGAUCACAGAUUAAAUCUGAUUGUGAUAUGGAAAUUAAGGAAACCAUUACAGAAAUUCGUAACAAAUACAAUUCCAGACUUCAUGAGUCAGAGACGAAAUAUUCACUCAUAAAGAAUGAACUUGGUGGGAAUCUAAAGAAAGUUCUUUUGAACAAGCUAUUGGCUGAUACUUUCCGAUCAAAAUGCUUGGAUCUUAAGCCAUCAAGGAUCCCGGGUAUGCAAGCCAUACCUACCAGUUUUAUGCAGCAUUUACAUCAAGUAUCAAUGCAAAUUCAACCAACGUUGCUGUCCGCCUCCCUCACUGGGUGGCAAAAGGAAGCACCAUUAAUUGCUUCACCUUACCCGGGAGAACAACAGAAAAAUUUGGCUGCACCAAUUACGAGACUGCCAUCCCCAUCUUUGCCUUCCGCUGGACAACAACUAGCUACUAGUCAGCUAGCCCUGUCAAGGCCUUCUGUAGUUGGUGAAUCCGCAAGAAGGCCACCACCAACAUCAGUUUCUUUGACUCCAGCUAUCCAGCAAAGUCCAUCAAUGGCUCGGUCAAGAUCACCUUCGAUUCCCUCAUCUUCUCAUGGAGAGCAAACUUCAGCCCCAGCAAUUUCAGAAUCGCCAUCCCUUUCUCUGUCUUCGAGUAGACAAGAUUUGGCCACUGCCCAGGAGACUUCUGACUCUCCAAUGCCUUCUGCAGUUGGUGGAUCUCCAAGAAGACCACCACCACCACCACCAUCAUAUAUUUCUUUUCUUCCAGCUAGUCAGCAAAACCAGUCAACGGUACGGACAAGGUCACCAUCAGUCGCUUCUUCUGCUGCUGGAGAGCAAACUUCUUCCCCAGCACUUAUGAAUCUGCAAUCUCUUCCUUUAUCUUCUGGUAGACACUACUUAGCUACUGCCCCGUCAAAGUCCUCUGCAGUUGGCGAAUUUCCUAGAAAGCCAUCACCAUCAAUGCCUUUUCCCGUGGUUGGUGAAUCACCAAGAAAAACACCACCAUCACCAUUUUCUUUGUCUCAAUCUAGCAGCCAGCAAUUGCCACCAACAAUUUGGUCAAGAUCACCACCAUCAACUUCUCUGGCUUCCCAGCAGACGAUUCCCGUUUCAUUGAGAUCUUCUUUGGUUAGUAAAUCCCCAUCGAUUUCCCACAGGGCACCAGUUAUCGGUUCCAUUACCCCUUCUUCAGGUAACCUACGAACAGGAGGAGAUUUUCGUGCCCCAGCACCCCACCUUCAAUCCUUUAGGCCUUCAUCAAGACCCUCAGUGGCUGCUGCCAACUUUCCUCCUUCAAACCCUUCCUCAAUCGAUCAUUCUCCACUUCAACCUUCAGCAAAGCCUUCUCUAAAAUCACAACCCAAUAACAGAACAUCAUCACUACCCUGUGCUAAUAAUGUUCCUGCAAUGGAGUUGCUUAGGAAUCUUGAUGAUUUUCUCGGAAAGCUUUCUGUAACACAGAAAAAUCAAAUUGGUAAACAAGUUUUUUCGAGUGCUUCGAACUUGUCUUCAUCUUCAUUCUCACUCAAACAUGGGCCAAUCCGGCCAUCAGUCUUUGAGUUUUCUAACAUGUCACAAGACAAGGAGGAAGAUCGGCCAAAGCCGUCGGCUGCAACAAAUAACUUCAACUGUGUUUCGAACCAGAUUGCUCCUCCUAAAGUUUUCCCCUUUUCUGCCCUUGAGUUGCUCAGGAAUGUUGACAGCCAAGCUUGUCCAUCAAACCAGACAACAAAAAGUGGUUCGCCUUCCUUGUCAGAAACUAACCUUAUUGGAACAGUAGGUAGUAGUACAAGUAGUAGUGCACAAGGAAGUUCUACCUCUGCUGCACCUCUAUCAACUGAUGUUGGCUGUCUGUCUAAUAAUAUUGAAGAUUGAGAACUGGGUAUUCUUUUUCCUGUAGUUGUUUUACCUAUUUGUUCUCAGGCUUGUUUUUUGCCUACUUGUAUGUUGUAACCUCUACCAAAUAUAAGCUCAUAUCUGUAUCUCUUCUCAACUGUUUUGUAUCUAAAACUUCAUAGUAUAAAAACAAUAACCUUGUAAUAGUUAUAUGUUGAGAAGAAGCCCUUGGGAUGAAUGAAAUUUGAAGAUAGUUACCGUGUUUUUUUUUGCUCGAAG
Cuscuta epithymum is the source of this 7197-nucleotide messenger RNA. The record is from the annotation of a GenBank genome assembly. Lineage: Eukaryota; Viridiplantae; Streptophyta; Magnoliopsida; Solanales; Convolvulaceae.